CUAAAUUGGAGCUUUAUGAAGGCCUAUAAAUAGGAGCUUAAAGAAGCUUUAAAAGCAGAUGGCCUUAUCGGCUAGAUUGGCGUCGCCAGUUUUUCUGUUCCGUCACGUGCACCAUUGGCUUGCACGAGAUUCUUCUUCUUCCUUCAUACGCAACCCAGGUCUCCACCUUGACCGCCUGGCACAGCCAUCUGCCUUCAGUUCACUACGAAUCGCUGCUAAAAAGAAGACAAAGGUUCGUCUUACAGUGAGAGCUCAUUCCACAUCACCGGAAGUAGUAUCCGCCGCAAGAAUGGUGAAAGCUGUUAUGGUACACGAGAUUGGUAACCCUGAGGUCCUCAAAUGGGAGGAUAUUGAAGUAGGAGAACCAAAGGAAGGAGAGAUAAGGGUGAAAAAUCAGGCAAUAGGCCUCAAUUUUAUUGAUGUACAGUUUCGCAGAGGGUCUUACAAAGCUAAUAGCUUUCCAUUUAUACCAGGCAAGGAAGGUGCUGGAGUGGUGACAGCUGUUGGUCCUGGAUUAACUGGAAGAAAAGUUGGGGAUGUUGUUGCUUAUGCUGCCUCCCCAGUGGGGGCGUAUGCUGAAGAACUGAUCCUCCCUGCAAAUAUAGUGGUUCCUGUUCCUCCCUCCAUUGACUCCACCACAGCAGCAUCUGUACUUCUGAAGGGAAUGACAGUUCAUAUGUUAGUUCGCAGAUGCUUCAGGGUUGAACCUGGACAUUGUGUUCUUGUUCAUGCUGCAGCAGGUGGGGUUGGCUCCCUUUUGUGCCAAUGGGCAAAUGCGCUUGGUGCCACUGUCAUCGGGACUGUCUCAACUAAAGAAAAGGCAGCCCAGGCAAAAGAAGAUGGGUGCCAUCAUACCAUAAUCUACAAGGAAGAGGAUUUUGUGUCCCGUGUGAAUGAGAUCACAUUCGGAAAAGGAGUCGAAGUAGUCUAUGAUUCUGUUGGAAAAGACACCUUUCAGGGAUCCCUGGAGUGCCUGAAAGUGCGUGGAUACAUGGUGUGUUUUGGACAGUCAUCUGGAGCACCAGAUCCUGUGCCUUUAUCAUCCAUCGGAGCAAAAUCUCUGUUUUUGACUAGGCCCACGUUGUUUCAAUACACAAUGACACGUGAUGAACUGCUAGAAUCUGCUGGCGAGGUAUUUUCCAAUGUGUCGUCAGGUGUGCUAAAGGUUCGUGUCAAUCAUAGCUAUCCGCUAUCUCAAGCGGCUCAAGCUCAUGCUGACUUGGAGGGUAGGAAAACAACUGGAUCCAUUGUCCUCAUCCCUGACCAGCAGUGAUCUUGUUAUCGUGGAAAAAGUUUUGUGGAACUUAAUACAAAAUUCUCAGAGGCCAUCUGGCUUAUUAUCUGGUUUGGUGUAUGUGUGAUGUGCUUGCACUUUGCAGAAUCUCUUUGAAUGCCAAAUACGUAGUAUGUAUCUAUUUAAACUUUAAAGGCUGUUUUCCGAUGUCGUACAACCUCC
This is a messenger RNA of Cuscuta epithymum, 1456 nucleotides long. The record is from the annotation of a GenBank genome assembly. Lineage: Eukaryota; Viridiplantae; Streptophyta; Magnoliopsida; Solanales; Convolvulaceae.